AGAGGGUGUUGUAGUAGUGAUGAGAGAGAAAAGAAAACUGUCAAGUGAGAGCUGUAAUUGUAUCAGAACCUUGGCAGGUGGUCUUUUAACUUUUUUUCCUCUUCAAAAUAACUCUCUCCAUUCUCUUUCUUUCUCUCUCUACAUUUACUUGCAUGCAGUGUUCUCACUAUUCUCUCUCUCUCUCUCUCUAUCUAUCUAUCUCUCUCUGCAGGGCUCUUUGGCAGAACGAUGUGAUUGAACACAUCAAAGCCAGAGCCUGCUCUUCUCCUCCUUUGCACAUUUUUCCAUAAUCUUUAUUACUUUGUAAUUACAUUCCUCUUCUUCUUCUACUACCUUAAUCUCUGUCGGUGAAAAAAAAAAUCCCAUCUUUCAUUUACAACCUUUCUCUUGUCAAAAUGUACUUCCAGUUUGUCUUCCUAGGAAGAGGUUUUGUGUAAUAAAAGUUCGUUCUUUAUUCUUUACUGUGUUGAAAUAUACUGUAAGCCUGUUUUUGAGAAGUGGGCUAUGGCUGAAUCUUGGAAAAGAUUCGUUCUUGUUGGAUUUCUGGUGGGUUUGAGCUUUUUUUCCGGUGAUUGUGACGGUGGCGGCGACGGUGAGUUUGGGAGUACUUUGGUGGAGGUGAAGAAAUCAUUUAGAGAUGUGGACAAUGUGCUGUAUGACUGGACUGAAUCUCCAUCUUCAGACUAUUGUGUAUGGAGAGGAAUCUUGUGUGAUAACGUCACCUUCAAUGUGGUUGCACUUAAUCUUUCAGGUUUGAAUCUUGAUGGGGAAAUUUCGCCUGCAAUUGGCCUGCUUAAAGGCCUUGUCUCAAUUGAUUUACGGGGAAAUCGGCUCACCGGACAGAUCCCGGAUGAAAUCGGGGACUGCUCAAAUUUGGAAAGCUUGGAUUUAUCAUUCAAUGAGCUAUAUGGGGAUAUUCCCUUUUCGAUUUCGAAGCUCAAGCAGCUUGAAAAUUUGAUUUUGAAAAAUAAUCAGUUAAUCGGUCCAAUCCCUUCGACACUAUCUCAGAUUCCAAACCUAAAAAUUCUGGACUUGGCUCAGAACAAGCUUAGUGGAGAAAUACCAAGACUGUUGUAUUGGAAUGAAGUCUUGCAAUAUUUGGGUUUGAGAGGUAAUAAUCUACAAGGUUCACUCUCUGCCGACAUGUGUCAGCUAACGGGAUUGUGGUAUUUUGAUGUAAGAAAUAAUAGCUUGACUGGUUCGAUUCCCGAUAGUAUUGGCAACUGUACUGCCUUCCAGGUUCUGGAUUUGUCGUACAAUAAUUUGACGGGUGAGAUUCCGUUCAAUAUCGGGUUUCUCCAAGUUGCUACGUUGUCCCUCCAAAAUAACCGAUUUUCUGGGCAAAUACCAUCGGUUAUUGGGCUGAUGCAAGCACUUGCAGUGUUAGAUCUAAGAUAUAACGUGUUGAGUGGAACAAUCCCACCAAUUCUUGGAAACUUAACAUACACUGAGAAACUUUAUCUUCAUGGUAACAGGCUAAGUGGCUCGAUUCCUCCUGAGCUUGGAAAUAUGACAAAGCUCCACUAUCUGGAAUUAAACGAUAAUCUGCUCACUGGGCGUAUUCCGCCAGAACUCGGGAAACUCACUGAUUUAUUCGACCUAAACGUGGCAAACAACCACUUAGAGGGGCCUAUACCAGAUAAUCUUAGCUCUUGUACAAAUCUGAAUAGCCUAAAUGUGCAUGGAAACAAAUUGAGCGGAACUGUUCCCCCUACAUUUGAAAAACUCGAGAGCAUGACUUAUCUGAACCUAUCUGCCAACGGUAUAAGUGGUCCGAUUCCGAUUGAGCUAUCUCGAAUCGGUAAUUUAGACACGUUAGACCUUUCGAAUAAUAGGAUAAGUGGUUAUAUGCCAUCUUCUCUCGGUGAUUUGGAACAUCUCCUCAAACUUAAUUUAAGCAACAAUGAGUUGACCGGAGUCAUACCUGCCGAGUUUGGCAACUUGAGAAGUGUUAUGGAGAUAGAUCUGUCAAGUAAUCACCUAUCAGGCUCGAUUCCUCCGGCUCUUGGUCAGCUUCAAAAUGUCUUCUUGCUUAAGCUGGAAAACAACAACAUAUCUGGUGACGUAAUGUCCCUUGCAAAUUGCAUGAGUCUUACAGUGCUGAACGUAUCGUACAACAAUCUUGUCGGAUAUAUUCCCACAGGAAAUAAUUUCUCAAGGUUUUCACCCGAUAGUUUCUUGGGCAAUCCUAAUCUCUGUGGCUAUUGGCUCAGCUCUUCGUGCCACACACCUCAUACAGCCGAACGAGUUUCGAUAUCGAAAGCAGCUAUACUUGGAAUUGCUGUGGGAGCACUGGUUAUUCUUCUAUUAAUCUUAAUCGCAGUUUGUCGGCCCCACAAUCCGAAAUCGGUUAUAGACGGCUCGCUCGAUAAACCAGUGAAAUACUCGUCUCCGAAACUCGUAAUACUCCACAUGAACAUGGCACUCCAUGUAUACGAAGACAUUAUGAGAAUGACCGAAAAUCUGAGCGAGAAAUACAUAAUCGGAUAUGGAGCGUCAAGCACAGUUUACAAAUGUGUCUUAAAAAAUUGCCGUCCAGUUGCGGUCAAGAAACUGUACUGUCACCCACAUUGUCUGAAAGAAUUCGAAACUGAGCUGGAAACAGUUGGCAGCAUUAAACACCGUAAUCUCGUCAGUCUCCAAGGCUUCUCUCUUUCUCCCUCGGGAAAUCUUCUUUUUUACGAUUACAUGGAAAACGGCAGCUUGUGGGACCUACUUCACGGAGCUACUAAAAAGAAGAAACUCGAUUGGGAAACUCGUCUGCGAAUAGCACUCGGUGCUGCACAAGGGCUCGAAUAUCUCCACCACGACUGUAACCCUCGGAUAAUCCAUCGGGACAUAAAAUCUUCGAAUAUUUUAUUGGACAAAGAUUACGAGGCGCACCUCGCAGAUUUCGGCAUUGCGAAAAGCUUGUGUGUGUCCAAAACACACACUUCCACUUUUCUAAUGGGUACGAUCGGUUACAUCGAUCCAGAAUAUGCACGCACGUCUCGCCUAACGGAGAAAUCCGAUGUCUAUAGUUACGGGAUCGUUCUAUUGGAGCUCCUUACGGGACUAAAAGCCGUUGACAAUGACUCCAAUCUACUUCAUCUUAUUUUGACGAAGACAGCAAAUAAUUCGGUGAUGGAUACAGUUGCAAGAGAGAUUUCGGAGACGUGUAAAGAUCUUGGAGAAGUGAAGAAGGUUUUCCAGCUGGCGCUAUUGUGCACCAAGAGACUGCCUUUGGAUCGGCCGAGCAUGCAUGAAGUCGUUAGGGUUUUGAACACGAUGGUGGUGAAUCUCCCGGAAGGUAAAUCGUUCGGACAGAAUAUUCAGUCAGGCCCACUUCUCCCGUCGACGAAGAUUCAGUGCUACAUGGAUGAGUAUGCUAAUUUGAAAACUCCUCAUUUGGUGAACUGCUCGUCGAUGAGUACAUCAGAUGCGCAGCUUUUUCUCAAAUUCGGAGAAGUGAUUUCUCAAAAUAGUGUUUAAGAAACUCAAAAAUUGGAAUCAAGAAUAUAUAUUAUUGUGCUGUGUAAAUAAAGUUGAACACAUGUAAUUGUAGUAAUUUGCUUAUCUUGAACAAUAUCUUUGAACAUGUCUGAAUUGCUCAAAGUAAGUUAUAACAUAUUUCGUAUUAGUUUA
Molecule: messenger RNA, 3624 nt
Organism: Erythranthe guttata (spotted monkey flower)
Lineage: Eukaryota; Viridiplantae; Streptophyta; Magnoliopsida; Lamiales; Phrymaceae
Source: RefSeq, a predicted model, not a curated record